This is a messenger RNA of Ornithodoros turicata, 900 nucleotides long. RefSeq lists its product as uncharacterized. Lineage: Eukaryota; Metazoa; Arthropoda; Arachnida; Ixodida; Argasidae. The transcript is spliced from 2 exons. The coding region runs from base 1 to 843 and encodes 280 amino acids. The record is from RefSeq and is a predicted model, not a curated record.
AUGUCAGCAGUGGACGACUGGCUAACUGGCUUCGCAGGGGUGGGGCACCGGGAGGUGUCCCCAGCCAUCAUUGGCUUCGUCCGGGGCCACUGGGGUCCUGACGGGAGAUCCGAACGGUGCCGCAAGGCCCUUGCGGACUUCCCCCGUUUGAAGCUCCCGUUCCUGGUGGUUCCGGAUUUGAAUCCGGAAAUGAAGGUACUAGCACUAGAGGCAGCCCGUCAGCGGCGACGUCCAGGCGACAGUGAACCAGAUUGUGGGAGCCUGAGCCAACGGGAUCAAGCCUUGCGGGAUGGCCAAGCUGCCAUCGUCUCCGCGGUGAGCCCCUUGGUGGCUCUCUUGGAGCAUUGUUCCGAGGAGCCAUCUACAGCUCCAGGGGACCCACCUUCUGGAACGCCGCACGGUCAGGGGCGAGUGGAUCGACGCGUGGUCGCCGACCACUUAGCGGCUGCCCUGUCACACUUGGGGCGGCUUUUCACCUCUCUCGGUAAUGAACGCCGAGAGAGUGUGCUGAACAGGGUAGCCCCGGACCUGCGGUCCCUAGUUACCAGGGACCAUCUCGACGAGGAGGGUGCUGCCCAACUAUUUGGGCAGCAGUUCCUCGAGCAGAUUCGAAUGCGAAACGAGACAUACAAGGUCCUCAGGGAAGCCCGACAGGGCACACAGAGGGGCCCGCCCGAGGAACCUGCUGUGAAACGAAGCCGCCCGGGGUCCAGCGGCACCUUCCGCCAGCCCUUUCCAGGCCGGCCCUUCCCAGGUGGACCUCAGGGAAGGGCAUUUCGAGGCCCACGGGGUCGGGGUCGAAGCCCAACAAGCCACCAGACCACUACGUUCUACGCUGGUUGACGAUCACCAAAACUUGAUGACAGUUGUGUGAUGAAUAAAGUUUGCGUACACACCCUC